Molecule: messenger RNA, 1224 nt
Organism: Camellia sinensis
Lineage: Eukaryota; Viridiplantae; Streptophyta; Magnoliopsida; Ericales; Theaceae
Source: RefSeq, a predicted model, not a curated record
AUGAAAGCAACAAAGGCCCUCAUUAACAUCUCUGAAAUGCACCAUGCUGAAGUUGCUGAGGCUAAGGAGUAUGUGCCUCGACGUAUCCAGGAAGAUUAUGGGCGCAUUACUUUUUCAGAAGCAAACAGAGCAUACCCAUUUCCUCAUAACCGCUCUCUUUUCAUCACAACUUACAUCAAUGAUGUUGAGUUCAAGCGUGCUUUCCUUGAUAGUGGGGCAUCCAUAAACAUCAUUACCACUAACACCUUUGCAAAGGCUGGUAUCCUAGAGUCCAGAAUGGCAAAGUUGGGAAAGCGCAUAGUUACCAUAAACGUGUCUGAAAAGCCAUUCAGAGUGGAAGAGGCACACUAUUCGAAUGCAGUUUUCUUUACUGAAUUGUCAACGGAUGAAACUCCAAGGACUGGUAAAAUUGCAGGGGUAAAAUUGCCAAAGUGGGAAGACAUUCAAGGUGUAAAGGCUACUCUAGAAAGUAGUGAACAGAAAAGGAGCAACAAAUCCACAAGUCCUCCGCCCAAGAUCGUCAAGGAUGGCCCCAAGACGAAUAAAUGUGACGGUGAUGAGUCUCAAGAAGGGUUGGUGGAAACGCCUGAGCCUGCUCUUGAAUGUAUGCAAGAUAAGCCUAAACCCCAGCAGGAGGUACUUGCUGAGGUCAACCUCAGUGACUCACCUGGGCAAAGCAAGCCGGUGUUUGUCAGUGAUAUAAUGGCUCCAGCAGCUAAGGCAGAAUUGAUAACACUACUAAAGCAAUACAGUGAUGUCUUUGCUUGGAUAUAUGAUGAGAUGCUUGGUCUUGACCCAUCCCUCAAGACCAAUGGUCAGAUCAGGGUUUGCGUAGACUUUCGCGACCUGAAUAAGGCCUGCCCGAAAAAUGAGUUUCCAUUACCCCAUGUUGAUACACUUGUUGAUUCAACUGCAGGCCAUCGGAUGUUCUCUUUCAUGGAUGGGUUCAGUGGUUAUAACCAGAUCAAAAUGGCACCAGAAGAUGCAGAAAAGACAACUUUCAAAAUGCCCUUGGGAAAUUUUUUCUAUACGGUGAUGCCCUUCGGUUUGAAAAACGCAGGGGCAACCUACCAACGGGUUAUGACUGCAGUGUUCCAUGACAUGUUGCAUUACAAAGUAGAAGUAUAUAUGGAUGAUCUGGUGGUCAAGUCUACUAAGGCGAACCGCCACCUCUACGACUUGGAGAAAGAUUUCAGCGUUGCCGCAAAUUCUGCCUCAAGAUGA